Epinephelus lanceolatus (giant grouper) is the source of this 5499-nucleotide messenger RNA. It is a transcript of the gene kirrel1b, whose product is annotated as kirre like nephrin family adhesion molecule 1b. The record is from RefSeq and is a predicted model, not a curated record. Gene Ontology annotation, biological process: cell-cell adhesion. NCBI's taxonomy places the organism in Eukaryota, Metazoa, Chordata, Actinopteri, Perciformes, Serranidae. Gene Ontology annotation, molecular function: cell adhesion molecule binding. Gene Ontology annotation, cellular component: plasma membrane; cell-cell junction.
GAGAGAGAGCGAGAGAGAGAGCGAAAAGAGGUAGAGAGGAAUUCAGUCCUGUUAAAAUUGGAAUCUAAAGCGCAGAGAGGAAAAGGGACGCAGACACAGAAACCAAGAGAGAGAGAAAAGUGGAGACAGAUUUAUUUCACGCACGGGAAAAACAGGGAAACGAGUAGGAGAAAAGGAAAGGAGGAGAGAGGAAAAGAGGCAUCGGGUUUUUUCCUCUUAAUUUGGCUCCUUUCACUCUCAUGACUCAAAGAGGAUUCCAGUUAAAUUCACCCGGUCGGGAGGAAUUGAUGGUGUCUUUUCGGGAGAGCAGAGCCGAGGGGAGGAAUCUGAAUGCGCUCGGCUGAACCAUGCCAGCCCUGUGGAUCAUAACUUUGGCGAUCACUUUGAACCAAGUGUGGUGCAUUCGCUUCUCGCAAGAGCCUGCGGACCAGUCAGUGGUACUGGGAGAACGGGUGGUGUUGUCCUGCGUGGUCUUCAACUACAGCGGCAUUGUCCAGUGGACCAAAGAUGGCCUGGCUCUCGGCAUCGGAGAGGGUCUACGAGCCUGGCCUAGGUAUCGUGUGCUGCGGGCUCUGGACAUCGGCCAGUACAACCUGGAGAUCUCCAAUGCCGAGCUGUCUGAUGACUCUCUGUACGAGUGUCAGGCCACAGAGGCUGCCCUGCGCUCCAGGAGGGCCAAACUCAAUGUACUCAUCCCUCCUGAGGACCCGGUGGUCGAGGGAGCCCCGGAGCUCCUGCUGAUGGCCGGGACUCCAUACAACCUGACCUGUGUGACCCGCGGGGCCAAGCCUGCAGCACACAUCCAGUGGACCAAAGAUGGAGUCCCUGUGGAGGGGGCCCACCAGUCCACGGAAGUGCUACCAGACAGAAAGAGGGUGACGACCAGGAGCUACCUGCCCAUCACACCUAUCGACACUGACAGCAGCCGCAACUUCACCUGUGUGGCCAGCAACCCGGCGGUGCCAAUGGGAAAACGAGCCACUGUUAUGCUCAAUGUCCACCACCCUCCUAUGGUGACCCUGUCCAUCGAGCCUCGCUCUGUCCUGGAGGGCGAGAGAGUCACCUUCACCUGCCAGGCCACUGCCAACCCUCCCAUCAUUGGCUACAGGUGGGCAAAAGGUGGCGUGCUGCUGGAAGGGGCCAGGGAAAGUGUGUUCGUUACCACAGCAGAUCACUCCUUCUUCACUGAGCCUGUGUCCUGUCAAGUUUUCAACGUUGUGGGAAGCACCAACGUCAGCAUCCUGGUGGACGUGCACUUUGGCCCAAUACUGGUAGUGGAGCCCAGGCCAGUUACGGUAGAUGUGGACUCAGACGUCACUCUAAACUGCAAGUGGUCUGGAAACCCCCCUCUCACCCUCACCUGGACGAAGAAGGGCUCCAGCAUGGUGCUCAGCAACAACAACCAGCUGUAUUUGAAGUCGGUGAGCCAGGCCGAUGCAGGCCAGUAUGUCUGCAAGGCCAUCGUGCCCCGGAUUGGAGUUGGAGAGACUGAAGUUACGCUCACUGUCAACGGCCCUCCCAUCAUCUCCAGUGAUCCAGUCCAGUACGCUGUCAGAGGGGAGAGAGGAGAGAUCAAGUGUUACAUUGCCAGCACCCCCCCACCUGAUAAGAUUGUUUGGGCUUGGAAGGAGAACGUGUGGGAGAAGGAGAAGGGCACCCUGAUGGAGAGGUACACCGUGGAGCAGAGUAAACCACCAUCCCAGGGCGGGGCCGUCCUCUCCACCCUCACCAUCAACAACGUCAUGGAGUCUGACUUCCACUCGCCUUACAACUGCACCGCCUGGAACUCCUUCGGACCCGGCACCAUGAUCAUCACACUGGAGGAGACGGAUAUCGUUCCGGUGGGAAUUAUCGCCGGUGGUACGGUGGGCUCCUCCAUUCUGCUGCUUAUGUUUCUACUGGCGCUUGCCUUCUUCCUGUACCGCCAACGCAAAGGCAGUCGCCGAGGUGUCACCCUCGGUAAACCAGACAUCAAGGUAGAGACAGUCAACAAAGAGACCCACAGCCUGGAGGAGGAGGCAGCCGACGUCUCCACAGCAACCCGGAUGGUCAAGGCCAUGUACUCCUUUCUGCCCUCUGUUUCCCUCUCUCCCUCCACUCAGCCAUUCAAAGACGACAUGGACCUGAAGCAGGACAUCAGGAGCGAGAGCGACACCAGGGAGGAGUACGAGCUCAAGGAUCCAACAAAUGGUUACUACAAUGUCCGAGCCACCACCCAUGAUGAGGCGCGCCCCCAGUCCCGUGCCAUCCACUACCAGGGCGAAUUCCGUUCCCCGAACCCAAACAGCGGACCAGCCGGUGCCACCUCCAGCGGACCCCCAGCUGGCGCCAGUGGUGCUGUUCCCCCCAGUGCAGUGCCAGGUUCAAGGGCAGGCUGCUAUGACCCUCGCCCACCUUCCAGGAUGUCCCAUGCCACCUAUGCUCAGUUCAACACCUUCACCAGGGUGGCGCAGAGCCAGCAAGCACCUCCCAAUCCAGCUCUUCAGUCACCUGGAGAAUACCCCGGAGACUGCGGCCUGCUGGACAGCACAACACAGCUGGCCUACGACAACUACGGAUACCCUUCCCAGUAUCCCAGCUACCGAAUGGGCUUUGCUCCGCCCAUAGAAGAGGGACCAGCCUAUGAGAUGUAUCCAACAGGACAAGGGACCGGGCCAGGGCCAGGGCCGGGUCCCGGGCCUGGACAGCAAAGUCCUGAAACAGGGCUGGGGCAGUAUGGAACCGCCACUCGCUUCUCGUAUUCGUCUCCACCCUCUGACUAUUCCCAAAGACACACACAGCGGAUGCAGACUCAUGUUUGAGAAACACACACUCUUUGACUUGCUUUUUGCAGCUGCAGUACUUAUUACACAUAAAACAAAAACACAAAAAAAUAAAAAAUACAUAAACAUUUGAGAUUCAGUUUUAAGAUUCCAUUGCAUCCAGUGCAUGGAAUUUGGUUCAUUUUCUGAACCAAUAAAACAUCACAACAAUGCACAGCAGUUAGCAGCAUCGCAUAUAAUACAGUUAGCAGCAAUACAUACAACAUGCAAAGCGACAUUCACACACAUUUGCGCAAACCCUCUGUUGCGUGCAGUGUUUAUGCUCCAUUGAAAGCAACAGCGAGAGCCACAAUCAAGAGAAAAGAGACAAAAAGAGAAGAAGAGCACUUUGAAGACAGGAAGAAGAAGAGCGCCAGGAGCUUAAGGAGGAACAGAGGAACCUUUUUCUUCCUGCAAUCCUCGUCUUGCUCUUGGAUCAUCUCCCUGCAUCACAUUUCCCUCCCACCCCAUCUCUGUAAAUAAGUGCAAAUGGAGAUUUGGGUCAUUUUGAAGUUAUUUCCUUGUACAAACCUAUACAGUGUGAUGCAGUACAGUGACCUACAGCAACCCUCCCUGUAAUCCACACAUUUUGCAUUUUCUGACUCUCACAUAUUGCAAAAAACACACACAUAAACAAAUCUUUGAAGACUUAUUUGUUUUGAUGUAUUGCAGCAAAGGGCAGCUUGGACUAUAAAUAUAUUUGGCACUUUUUGAUCCCUUUUUCUCACUUAAAACGUGCCCAGUGGCCAUUGCUUUCAAGAUCUACCUUGAUUUAAGUGGGGCAGAGCUUCUUAAAGUGGUACAGUUAGUGACCAGAGUGCCAAUGCUUAUGUGCCAAUACACACAAACUGUUAUGGUGUGUCUUCUUUUGUAAAAAGUGGACAAUAAGGUGGUCUGGAUGAAGAGGUUUUGUACAUGCCACAUCUGAGAGGAAAGGAAAGGAGUGGUAGCAAGCGUCUCUGUAUGCUCAUUCUUCUCCUCAUCUGUCAUUUUUAAUCAUCAUGAUACAUUUCUAUACUUAACAUUUCACACGAGGUCAAUGCUGUAUACAGUGUUUGUGAAACGAGGUGCGGCGGGAGCACUUUUUCAUUCAAUGAAUUUCUGCAAUUUGUACAAAAAGAUACCUCCCCUACCCUCAAGUGUCAAACAGUAUUUGUUUCUCUCACUUGCACAGUAGUAUAGAUUUUUUUUCCAUAUUUAUACCGAAACGUAUGAAAAAAAAUGGCAUUCAGAAACAUUUUAUAGUAUUUUUAUAAGGAGUUGUGGACCAAAGGUUCAGCGUUUUGGGUGAAACUCACUUUUUAAUGUGUAUGUGGCGACAUGAUCGUUAUUGGAAACGUUUUGAGUUUCUUUGAAAAGCGAUGGAUGGUGUUUUUCAAGUGGAUGUUGUAGACUUAAAUUAGAAAAUUUGAAGAGCUUCAUUCCAAAAUGAUAAAUAUCCAGCAAGGGCAAAUCUGUUUGGUGGAUAUCUCUGUUUGGUGUGAAACUCUUUCUUUGACUUCCAGUCUUCUGACUGGACUGCCUUUUUCGCACGUCGACGACAUUCAAAAUGAUGGAUGGAGAACAAACAGCUGCUCACUCUGAGCUGUGCUGUGAACUUUGUAAGCGAUGAGAAGGUUCAAGUGUAGUCUAACAUAUCAAAAUGAAGGUACAGAGGGUUCUAUCUAGCUCAUAUGGUACUUUGUACAUUUAUAUGUAAGUAUACUGGUUUGUUCACUGCAACAGAAUAUUUGGUGGUAUUUUAUGUCUGAGAUUUUUUCAUUAUAUUGUGUCAGCUGUGGUACGUGUGGUUGGCCUUUAACCUCACAGGUUCAUAAUGAUCAGCAUUUAAAAUGUUGCUACUAACCUCUAACCUCUACUGAUGCAGCUAUUAUACAUGUUUUAAUGAAUCUCUACCACCCCACUAUCAAAUUAUUUUCCACCAAGAGAGAAGAUUAAAUUUGUAUGGCCGACAGGAUCUCGCAGCGCCUGCAGUCGUAGUUUUGUUUAAUUACUCAACACCAACCAAGACCAAAUUCACACUAUGGUCAGCUUGCAAAAAGCAGUGUGAAUGUACCUGUCUGCAGUUUGAACCAUUAAAUGAUUUACUCUUUUCUUUCCUGAUAUCAAUAUUUUGAUGACUUAUUAUAAUUAAGAUAGUAUAAAAAAGAAGCCUUACUCAUAGAAAAAAGUUGUCUCAGUGUUAACUAUGGAUGCAACCACUGACCCAGGAUUGAAGACAUUUAUUUCAUAGUUAUAGAGAACUAAAAACUUUGAAUGGCUGCAUUUGGCUCCAUUUUGCAUUCUCCAUAUAGAAAACAAUCAGACAUCUUAUUGGCUGUUGAUGAGCAGUGAGCCCAAGAAUUCUGUUUUGGCCAACUUAUGUGAGCCAUUUCUUCUGACGUUCACCUCUACAUGAAACAAUUUGACCUCCAGCCCCUUCCACCAGUUGUAGAAAUGGUUCAUGUUUGCACACUGAACUUUGUGAGAGAGAUUGGCUUGCACUCUUCAAUGAACCCUCACACAACUUCACCUUUAAUGGUGACAAUCAUGUGCUGAUUAGCCUCCACAGCGGCAGAUCAAUCUUUAUUUUAUACUGAGGUUGGAUUUAUAAGGUUCCAUCACUAAUGUAACCAUUUGUCAGCUUUAAUUCUUUAAAGGAACAGUGUGUAGGAUUUAGGGUGAUUUAGUGGCAUCUAGUGGUGAGGAUUGCAGAUUG